AUGCCCCUCACGCAUUUGGACGUGAUCAUCAGUCUGACAUCUCUGAGCGAUAGAGCUGUUCAUCGGGUCGGUCAAACCCUACAGGAUGGCAUUUGCAUCAGAAAAGUUCCUCGCUUGACGCAAGCAAUAGUCGUAUUCAGGUCAUCUCUGGCAAGCAAUUUCAGCCCCAUUGACGAUCACUUCAGCUCGCAAUUGGGGCCAUCGCCGCUGUCGCCGCUGCUGCUCGCACGACCGAUAUGGUCUGCCCUUGGCUGCCUCCGAGCGCUCGCCUUCACCAUGGCGGAACUGAAGCAUCGAUACCAGUCCGUUGUCAGACAACGGCGCCGACGUGCGCUUGCUGUCGCCAGCACAAUCAUAUUCGUCCUCGUCAUCUCGCUGUUGCUACCAGUGACAGUCGAUACCUCCCGACUUCAGCAAGACCGGCCUUGGCGGACGAUCGCAGCUUGGUCCUGGCUAGGACCAUCAAGUCCUGCUGGCACAGCACUUGUACAGUACGGAAUCGGCGCGGCAAGCUUGUUUGGCGGCAGGAACUCGCAAUUUCUCAUGUCCGGCGAUACGGGCUAUGCGCAAGGCAGAGCAGCUGAAACAAAUCUUAUCACGUUCAUCAGCUCGCAAAUUGGAGCGCCUCGAGCAGGGCGCCCGAUCUGGGCAGUUAUAGGCGGUGGCUUUUACUUAGAGAACGCUCUGCCGCAAUUGGCAGCCUACCUCGAUGCUUUGCAGCUCGUCAACACUGCCGACGCCUUCAAACGGCCCCCGGGUCCUAAGCUGGGCGGUCAUCCGGAUGAAGUAUAUCGCAAUCUCAGCGCAGCCGACACGCCAAAGCCAGCCUUGCUGGUGAUCUGUCUCGACGAGGCUUGUAUGUCCCAAUGCGCCUCGUCUGGGCUCAUGUGCUUCAUAUACGAUAAGCCAGAGGACUUUCCGGAGCAAUACAAAAAGCUGAGUGCGUAUUUUGCGAUUGGCUGGCAAAAGGCAACUGCAUUAGCGGACCUCGCGAGUGCCGGUCAUUCCGUCGUAUUCUCGGAUCUCGAUGUGUUCUUCCAGGGCAACGUUUUCGAGUAUCUGCACGAUAUUGAAGACGGUGCCUAUGACAUACAGAUGCAGGACGAAUGCAACGAAUCCCUUAAUAUAGGAUUCUUUGCUCAGCGUGGCACAUCGGCCGUUGAGACUCUUUGGCGGACCGUGGCAAACGACGUCGCUUUUGGAGGCUCUUGGGAUCAGCGCGCUGUCAACGAUUUCCUAGACGUUCGCAGGUUGCGUACGGCGAACUAUACAACGUGGCCGCCGAUCAGCAGCUUUGUCAGCCCGACCGGAUUGAAGGUCUAUGUCAUCGACAAAGCUCGAGUAUGGGCACGUAUGUCGGGUCUCAUGCCGCCUGCCAGUGUCGUUGGGCUUCACUUGACAUGUCCUGGUCCUGCCGAGCUCAGACUUCAUGACGCAAAAGAGAACGGUUUCUGGCACGAUGUCAAUCGAUAUUAUACAGACCCGCCUCGGAUACUGACCAUAGGCGCUCUUGCCGGCAAUCAGACCACAGUAGCACGUCAGGUGAAGGUUAUGCUCGCCUUGGCUCGUGCCACUGGUCGUGCUUUCGUGCCGCCGUCGCAGGUCUAUGUCGUAUCGCGACUACCGCAGAUGACAGUGACCGAAUAUGAGCAUCUGCACAGUAUAGGCAUAUCAUCGCCUACGCAGGAGGAUCGUCUGCAACACGCCAAUGCGACUGAUAUUAAGAUGCUCGACGCGCCCGCGAUUUAUCACCGUCGAUUCCCAGCGGCUAUCAAUUUAGAGCGACUCUUACAUCUGACAGAUGUUACAAUUCUCGAGCCAUCCUACCUCCGCAACGCGCUUCGAUACCUCGUUUCUUCUGCUAGCGCAGCGCGUGUCGCACAAAGACCUGUUGAUAGCAUGCUCCUCAAUACUUAUCAGCAUGCUCUCGACACACUGUCCAGUGAGCCAUAUGCUUCCGCGCCCGUCCUGACGAUUAUGGAUCAUGAUGACAUCAGUCGAUUCGAGCCGCCGAGAGACGCCGUCGAGGUUCCCCUGUGUCGGACCAUCGAGACGCCGGAGCGCUGUGGACUCAUCUGCGCGUAG
This is a messenger RNA of Mixia osmundae IAM 14324, 2085 nucleotides long. RefSeq lists its product as uncharacterized. The transcript is spliced from 3 exons. Gene Ontology annotation, cellular component: Golgi apparatus. The coding region runs from base 1 to 2085 and encodes 694 amino acids. Lineage: Eukaryota; Fungi; Basidiomycota; Mixiomycetes; Mixiales; Mixiaceae. Gene Ontology annotation, molecular function: glycosyltransferase activity. The record is from RefSeq and is a predicted model, not a curated record.